This is a messenger RNA of Funneliformis geosporum, 1380 nucleotides long. Lineage: Eukaryota; Fungi; Glomeromycota; Glomeromycetes; Glomerales; Glomeraceae. The record is from the annotation of a GenBank genome assembly.
AUGGAAUUAGACAAGAUAUUGGUUAGAGAUAUUGGUAGACUAUAUGAAGAUUCAGACGAUUGCAAUGUUCAAAUUCAAGUUGGACAUGGGUCAAAUGUUCGUAUUUUUAAGGCUCACUCGGUUAUCCUAAGAGCAAGGUCUUCAUAUUUUCGUGCUGCUCUGUCAUCUAAUUGGGCUAGAAAAGAUGGUGAUUAUAUGAUUCUUCAUCAACCAAAUAUAUCUCCAGUAGUUUUCGAAAUUAUUCUCAAAUAUAUUUAUACUGGUACGAUUGUUAUGGAUGAUAUGAAUAUUAGAGUGAAUUAUACAUGCCUUCUUGCUGCCGCUGAUGAAUUGGCCAUCAUAGAAUUAAUUGAUCAUAUUCAAGAUCAUAUAAUUAAGAAUGAUGCUGCAUUAUUAAGAAGGAAGCUCGUUGAAUUUCUUACAAUGACGGCAAAACAUGAAGCAUGCAAUAAACUUCAUAAAUAUUGUGAAGGAAUUAUCUGUGACGAUCCUGUCAGAUUCUUCUCUUUGGAAGAAUUUGGUUUCUUGGAUAAAUCUAAUUUAAUCGAUAUAUUAAAAAAAGAAUUGUUCAAUAUCAAAGAAAUUGAAAUUUGGAAUAAUGUAGUUAAAUGGGGAAUGGCUCAACAUCAGAAAUUUCCAUCAGAUAACUCAAAAUGGCAACCUUUAGAUUUUAUAAUGUUAAGAGAUACAUUACAAGAUUGUAUUCCACAUAUCAGAUUUUUUAAUAUUUCAGGACCGGAUUAUUAUAAUAAAGUUCGACCUUUUAAAAAAAUACUACCAAAGGAAUUAAGGGAGGAUUUAGAGCAAUUUUAUAUUGCUCAUCAAAUUUCUUCAAGAUCAAUCGUUUUACCACCACGUGGAAAAGGGGGAAUUGAUACAACGAUAAUCACUCCAACUUAUGCAGCAGUUCUCGCGUCUUGGAUUGAUAAGAAAAAUGAACCAUAUCAAUUUCAUGAUAUUCCCUAUAAAUUUAAUUUACUUAUUCGUGGAAGUCGUGAUGGAUUAAAUGAUUAUCGUGAAUUUCUAAAGCGUUGUAGUAAUAAAGGUCCAACUUUAGUUAUAAUUAAAGUCAAAGGAUCUAAACGUUUGUUAGGUGGAUAUAAUCCUGUUAGAUGGUGUGCAAGUGAUGGCUAUUUAUCUUCUAAUGAUAGUUUUAUAUUCUCUUUUGAUGAUAAUGAACAUAUGACGAAACCUAUUCUUUCUCGUGUUAAAAUUCCUGAUCGAGCUAUCUUUAAUAUAGAAGAUGAAUAUUUGGGCUUUGGUAGCGAUUUAGAAUGGUUUGCAGGAAUUUGUGAACAAAAUGAUUAUCAACAAAAAAUUUAUAAUGGAAUUGAAUUUAUCAUGGAUGAUUAUGAAGUUUUUCAAGUCGUUAAAUAUUAA